AGGGGCGCUGUUCUCUGUCCUGCUGGCAGUUUUCUGUUAUUGAAAGAGAACAACAGCAUGGGGGAAGCCGAGGUUGUUCCAGUCGACGAAAAACAGGCAGACUCGGGGAUCAGUCACAUCGAAGACUCGGUGGUAUGGAGUCAAGAAGUCGAGGUGUGCCUGUUCCAUGCAAUGCUAGGUCACAAACCCGUAGGGGUAAAUCGUCACUUUCACAUGAUCUGCAUCCGGGAUAAAUUCAGCCAAAAUAUUGGGAGGCAAGUGUCAUCAAAGGUGAUCUGGGACCACCUGGGAACUAUGUAUGACAUGUCAGCCUUGCAUGAGUCUGAAAUAUUGCCGUUUCCCAACUCAGAGAAGAGCUUCAAUCUUCCAGACGAGAUUAUUCAACAAGUAAAAGAAGGUAAACUGGUAUCCGAGGACGACGUGAAAGACGAUUUCAAAGAAGAACGAGACCCCCCAGCCAUGCAUGAAGAAGGCAGCAACUCCUCAGUGAAGAUGACAGAGAGGGUAGGCAGCAAAGACAAGGACAGAGAAAGAGACCGAGAGAAGGGUUCCGCUGAGGGCGGCCCGGGGAAGGAGGCAGCAGACAAGAGGAAGAGGAACCGUGCCACUGAGAAGGUGCUCAACUCCAGCAGCAACCCCUCCAGCCCCGGUGGAGCCAAGCGGAGAAGGACAUAGGCCAAGCCACCAGGAGGCGCCCUCGAGAUAUCAUCCACUGCAGAGAGCAGGAGACACCAGGGAGAGGAGGAGAGACCUGGGACUGGAGAGACUCAUCUGUGAAGCCUGGAGGGAGAGAAUGACAGGAGAGUGACAUUUUAUGAGUAAUAGAUUAUAGAGCUAUUUGGACAAUGCUUAAUUUGUGGACAGGUAUCCAGGAUACCUCAUGAAGAACUUUUAAGCCCACAGAAGCUGCAAUUUUAGUAUGUUGUGUUUUCUCAGAACAACUAGAAAGAUGUAGCAUUCCCUGUUGCCACACAAUCUCUGAAAGCCACAUUGCAAAAGCAGUGUGAUGACUACAACACUGAAUCGUAUCGGUCAUGAUGAUCAAUAUACUGUCACAGCAUCUGGUAUAUUUGGACCAUCCCGUCCCACCAGUCCUCAGCUGUGCUGUGGAUCAGAGGCCAGCAUGACAGUUUACUAAUAUUGACACAAUUCAAGCUGACGCAUAUCAAUGCUUCUGUAUUGAUGUCAGAAUAAGUGUAAUGGUACUAGUGCUUGUGUUAUGUGAAGUUCUCUUGUUUGGCCUCGGAGAAAUGCUGGACUACAAAAUCCCAUCAAUACACUGUAUGUGACUGGCUGGACGCUUGCAUUAAUUCAUUGUCAUUUUUUUUAGUUCUGAACUCUUACAAGUGGUUAUAAACAAAUGUAUAGAGCUACUCAUGGUAGUGUACCUCAUCCACCUCUUCCAGUGACUGCCAACCAGAUGGUCAUUGUGCCUCCUUAUAUCUGUAUAAACUGUAGUUGCCAGUGGUGCAAAAUGUUGGUAAUUUUCCUUCUUUUUUCCCACAGUCAUUAUUUGAUGUAAUUUUGUCCUUGGGGAUUAUUAAAUCAGCAUGUUUUGGUAAUUGCUCCAAAUGAUUUUUUUGUCUGUCUCAAUGACUGACUUCUCAGAAUCAAAUAAAACAAUGUGUAGCUGUAGUCUCCAUCCAUGUGAGAUAUGUUAUUUUGUUUGUCUAUUUAUUUGAACUGCUCCAUUUUAAGGCAUUAAAUAUGAGUUUGGACUAA
This is a messenger RNA of Oncorhynchus tshawytscha (Chinook salmon), 1722 nucleotides long. Its product is annotated as MRG/MORF4L-binding protein. The coding region runs from base 58 to 675 and encodes 205 amino acids. Gene Ontology annotation, biological process: regulation of transcription by RNA polymerase II. Lineage: Eukaryota; Metazoa; Chordata; Actinopteri; Salmoniformes; Salmonidae. The record is from RefSeq and is a predicted model, not a curated record. Gene Ontology annotation, cellular component: nucleus; NuA4 histone acetyltransferase complex. The transcript has 5 exons.